Molecule: messenger RNA, 1228 nt
Organism: Moneuplotes crassus
Lineage: Eukaryota; Ciliophora; Spirotrichea; Euplotida; Euplotidae
Source: the annotation of a GenBank genome assembly
AGCUGAAAUGGAUACUAUUGCAGAAGUCACUGAAAGCCCAUCCAAAAUAAAAAGUUCACUCCAGCUGCUAAACAUCACAAAUAAGAACAUGACUAGUUAUAAGAAAAAAGCAGAGGAAAAUAUGUUUAAUUCCCAGCAUGAGAAAGAGAAUAUUGGGGUUGUAAAUUCUGAGAGGAAAUUUUAAAAUCGCCCUCCACCCAACCGAAGAGAACUCCGCACUGAGUAAUAAACCUCACGAUGAAAAUCCACCCCAGAAUGUUGAAUUCGAAUUUUUCCUUACUCCUGAGAAAGAAGAUGACGACCAUGAACAUGAGGGUAUUAAGGAAAAUGAGGCCAUUACUCUUGAGAAACAGAAAACUUUCCAAACUCCUGCUUUCUCAAGUAUUGAGAAUCAGACAGGAGGGAACUCAAGUUCUUGCAAGAAGCCUCAAGAACAAGAGGAGUUCGAAAUGGCACAGACUCGGAAGAAUCCAGCCCUUUACCAAGAAAGUUUCAUGCAGAAGACACAAGACCAAAGAGAUUUAAAUAUCAAUUCAAGAAUUUCCUUAUGACCUGAAAAGUCAAAGACCGUGAAGAAAGUAAGGAGAAGGUCGAGUUCUAAAUAAGUCAAACUCAAAGAAGAAGACAAAGAAAACCCCUGUAAUCUUGCAGUUGAACAUUAACCCAAAGAAGAUCAAUAAAUUGAUCCGGAAGGAUUUAUUGGUGUACAAUAAAUCAAAUCUUCGCAACUCAAAAGUAAAAGUCAAGAAAUUGAGAGCACGAAGCUCACUAAAGCAGCUAAGACCUGACUCUAAGAUAUCAAAUAAUCUACGAAUGAAAAAGUCUCCCGAACGACAGUCUUCAUCACAGAAAAGAGGUAGACAGACUCCUAAAAUAAUGAAGAAGACCUCUCAAAUGUUUCAAAAAGCUGAUGAAUGGCUCUCAGAUACCAAUUAUCUAACUAGUUUUCCCAAAGAAGAUAAAGGCUCACUAAAAAAAAAGAGAGGAUCAAAAUCAAAUCUCAAAACUAAGAUUAUAAAGAAUUGUUUGAAAGAGGAGAAGGGAAUAAAUGCCAAACAGCAAGCUCCAAAGGACCUCGGUCUUGAUGAAUUCCUCCAAAGAUCCAUCCCAGUGGGUAAACUUUUGAACUACAUGCUCUGAAACGUCAAUUUCGAUCCAAAUGAAGUGAACUUUCUACAGGAUUUAGCCAAAAUGGCUGAAGGAUAACUUCAAAUGUUUAUGUUUUGAU